GGCUGCCACUGCCAAGUAAACAAAAACACUGGAAUAAAGCUAAUACUACUACUAAUCUUCUAUCUCCAAUUCCUGAAACGUUUGAUUGAUUCGCCAAUUUAUCAGUGACACCGUCAAGCUGAAAUGCAGGACGCUUACCAAAAAUGAACUACGAAGAAUCCAAGGCUGUCAUAACUUACACUGGCGAGGGCUGGAAUGCGAAUGCCAAGAGCCUUCUGGAGGCCGUGGGGGCGGACUCUUUCGAGUGGCGCCGACCGCUGGGCCGCGGACCAAAGCAUGUCCGCGUGGAGGCGGCUCUUUUCGCCGCCGCAGAGGCGCCUUCCAAUCGACCUAUGAUCCACACCUUCUGGAGCGCCUGCACGGACGUAGACACUUGGCGUUCAAGCGAGAAGGACAGAGUGGAGAGGUGGAUCAGGUCGAUCGCGGCUGGAGUCGAAUGGCUCGUCGUCCUGGCUGCGCCAAAGGUGGCUGACAAGGCGCGCACAGAACUUAAACAGUCUGAAAGGUGUAUUUCAAGUCGAGACCCAGCUUUGCUUCGGAGAGUACGGCAAAUGCUUCUGACAGCCAUCAGCAACGAAGAACAGCGCCUCGGCCAAGAGGUUCGCAAAGAGCGUGAGAGGCGGAACGAGCAGGGCUGGAGUUUUGGAGAGUAUCUUGCGUUGCAGGAACAGCUGGCUGCGCUUCUUGGAACCCUGAAGGGUGCUGAAGAUGAGGCUCUAGUUCAAUAUGAUGAGCUUGAUGCCCUUUUCACACAGUUUGUCAGGAAUGCUAGUCUCAUUGGUAAAGUCAAUUUUGUGCUGAGAAAUGGGAAGCAACAGCACUUAAAUUUUCUAUCAGAGCCUCCACCAUGGCUUACUUCGUUCAGCGCACCUUUGAAGGAGUGGCGAGGACUAGGGAUUGAUUCCAACGCCAGAUUUGCGAUUGUCAACAGCGACGCGUCAUUGCUGCAGCUUCGAGUCUAUCUGUUUACUAGACAACUGAAUCUCCUGCUUAAAAUGAAUCAACCUCAACAGAGUCAAAAAAGAAUUUCCUCACAGAUUGCAGAAAGGUGUCUGCCGCUGCUGCAAAUCUGCUCCAACGAACUUCGCAUCCUUGAAGUCGAUUUUCCGGAAGGCGCGGCCUCCUGCUGGGCUGUGCAGGUGUCUCUUCAGGUGCUGCACGUCUGCCGAAAGUAUCCCGACCAAGUGCACUCGCUGCCAGCAGCCACCCUCUGUGACUAUGCGUGCCAAAAACUGUUUCAACUUGGCGAGCUGCUUGGCCUGAUGCCAGGCGGACAGGGCCCUUCCAGCGCCCAGAUUGACGCUGCGCUGUGGCUUGGGGCCGGUUUGGGGCCGGAACCGCCUUUCGGUGGCGAGCAGUUGAAAGAAGCCCUUGGUUCACCAGCAGCUUUUCAAAACCUCUACCUGGAACUGGCCGAGUUGGCGCUGGGCACGUUCAAGCACCUCGGCCGCAGCCGCUCCGCCAGGCAGCUCGGUCACCAGCUGGCCAACUUCCACCAGCUCAGAGGGGAUCCACACCUGGCCGCGGCCUAUCUGUCAGACGCCUUGACUGCUGUGGAGGGCUGGCCAACGCUGGAGAUCCACAUCCUGAGCCAACUGGCCGAGUGCUUGACUGGGGAAAAACUGGCCAUGGCCAGAGCACGGCUUGCGGCCAGCCUAACUCUAGAGUUAGAGGUUCGCAAACAGCACUGGCACCAGCUGCUGCAAAUUCUCAAAACUCUAGAUGAUGAUGGCUGCGUUAUGCCUCUGGAAGAGGUUUUUGAUCUGGUUUCUGUCACACCAAUCAGUGGACACAGGCAGCAAGCCAAUGUGAAAAUAAACUCGCGCCUCCCUGAGGCUGUGUUAGUGAAUCCGUCACUGUCUGUUCAAACAUCCCUGCCACAAGUGUCUAGAAAAGAAAGCAACCCAAGGGGACGCAGACUGAGAGGAAAUUUCUCUGCCUGUUUGUCAUCGGAGCCAAUUAAAAUUCAACCUGGACUAAAUGAAUUCAUUUUAAAUGCACAAGGAGAUUUGCACACAGGACAUUUGAGUCAACUGUCCUUAAUAAUGAACGACAAGAUGGAUUUUGUCAGUGCUGAAGCCAGACUGGGGAUAAUCGAAGUGAAGAAAGGGGAGGCUACGAUAUCAGUUGAGAGUGGACAGCUUUUGGCUAGGAUGCCCCAAAAGUUCCAACUCCGCUUUACUGCUGGGACAGAUGGGAUUGAGGAGGGUACUGAAGUCACCAUCAAAGCCCCAAGAGGACUGAGCCUAGGGGACGGAGGAAGGCAGAUUGUGAUAGAGCUGCCAAAAACUGAACAAGGACAGGAUACUGUCGUAACUUUAGAGGCCAUCGCUACGCCACCCUCAGCCAAGUCAACUGACAUUGAAUAUGGGCUCACCCUAACCUCAAGCUUGUGGGAACAAGCAUACCCAGUUUCCGUGAAUUUCACCGUACCAGUGGCCGCCUCAGUCAAACUACACACGGCCAUGAAGACAAAAUUCCUGCAGGUGGUCGUGUCGUCCACGUGCCGGCAGCGGCUGAUGCUGUCAGAUCCCAUCCUGGAGCUUUCUCUCGGCACUUGCACGCCACUGCCCAUCAGCCCCAAACCGCUCACCCUCGACCCGGACCGACCUCUUAGUUAUAUCUGGCAGCUUGAGAUUGACGGCCCUAUUCGUGCAAAGUUCAACGUGAAUCUGACCAAGGAUGAAGUCAACGGCGCCUAUAACUGCGAGUUUGAGCUGGCCGAGUGCGCCACCAUGAUCUUUGUUAAUUCCAAGGUCGCGGCUGCCUCGGGGGCGGAGGUUUGCCGCGCUAACGCCAUGUGCCACUUACACCUGACUGUGGAGGCGUCCGAAGCCAUCGGCCACUCGCUAAUGUACGAACUGUUGGCAGACCAGAGCAUGUGGGCAGUGUGUGGCCGAACGGCGGGCGUUCUCAACCUGGAUCAGCCCAGCCAUAACCUGGUGCUUGAGGUGAUGCCGUUGACAUCUGGCUUUCUCCCUCAUCCCCAAGUGAGACUUUCAAAGUAUAUCCCAGCAAAUGCUGGAUCUACACAUCCCAAACUGGAACCUUUUGGGCCUGGGCAAGUGUACAACAAGAGCAAGUCCCUCCAAGUUCACGUUUUGCCAGCUAUCCAGUCCAGUUAAAUUCCCUAUUUAAAGACAAAAAAUUGAUGAGCAAAUCGUUGAUUCCACUCUUAUCAUGUUAAAAUUACUUUAUUAUUCAAUGUUAAAUAAAUAUAUAAAAGGCACAAACUAUGUGAUAAUCAUACAGAA
Cloeon dipterum is the source of this 3254-nucleotide messenger RNA. RefSeq names its product SIDL trafficking protein particle complex subunit 10 (gene SIDL). The transcript has 9 exons. Gene Ontology annotation, cellular component: TRAPPII protein complex. Bases 144 to 3125 code for a protein of 993 amino acids. The record is from RefSeq and is a predicted model, not a curated record. Gene Ontology annotation, biological process: intra-Golgi vesicle-mediated transport; early endosome to Golgi transport. NCBI's taxonomy places the organism in Eukaryota, Metazoa, Arthropoda, Insecta, Ephemeroptera, Baetidae.